Molecule: messenger RNA, 7329 nt
Organism: Schistocerca gregaria
Lineage: Eukaryota; Metazoa; Arthropoda; Insecta; Orthoptera; Acrididae
Product: probable G-protein coupled receptor CG31760
Exons: 15
Coding region: 405-2555 (716 amino acids)
Biological process (GO): G protein-coupled receptor signaling pathway
Cellular component (GO): membrane
Molecular function (GO): G protein-coupled receptor activity
Source: RefSeq, a predicted model, not a curated record
CAGUCCACGGCGCGACGCCCCGCCGAGCGCACGCACAGCCGACACGCGCCGCGCCGCGCAGCGCAGCACGCGCACGCUACGCACGACGUCAGCACGCCAGAGAGCGCGCACGUUGCCCUCGGCGCCGCCGAGCACUGAGUGACGGAGCUUUCUCCUAAGACAGUCACUUCCCACGUGUAUAUCGUCAGCCGGCAAGUUAAAACGGUUUUUGAGAACUCGCGAAUACGCUCCAUUCCACACUUUUGUCACGUUUGCCGAUCAACCAUCUGAUGUCCUGCUACCUUCUUCGCAGAGAGGCAGUGAUGGCGCCUAACUGAGUGGAAACAGCCGCCUGCAGCCAUGGGGACCUGAGGGAAGCCACCGCAGCCGCCUACACCAGCAGCAAGGACCAAUGAGGCCUUGCGAUGGGCCAGUCCCGGCUCUGGCUGCAGAGGUCGCUGCUGCUGCUGGUGGCCGCGCUUCUCGGCUGCCUGACGCCCGCCAAGCCAGAGGACGCCGCGACCACGAGAAAGGCUAGAGCGGAGGCGGCGCUGCAGGUGGUGCACGACGUGGCGACGGAGAACCUGGGCGCGCUGUGCGUCACCGAGCCCUACCGCUCGCUGCCUGCCGGGCUCGACACCAGCCGCUACGAGGGCGCCCGCCAGAAGGCCGACAUGGCUGCCUCCAUGCUGCAGGACCUCGGCCUCACACACCACGCAAGUCUGCUGGACGCGCUGGUGCGCAGCCUUGUGAUGUCGGACCGGCACGUGGUGGCGGCGCGGCUCCUGUCGCUGGAUGACUCCUCCGGCUCGGUGCUGGCGGUGUCAGCGUGGCAACGCGCCCGCGGCCCGGCGCCCGCGCUGGCGGGCCCGACUCGCGACGACGCCGCCCCCGUGGCUGGACGGCGUCCCGACGCGCACCUGCCCUGGUUUGAGGACGCCACCUCCAGCCCCGCACUCCGCUCGCCCAAGUUCGUGCCGUCGCCCGUGAACGCCUCGUACCGCGGCUGGUGGACCUACCCCUACUACUCGUGCCACGUGCGCCUCUGGCUCGUCUCCUACAGCAUCGCCAUUCAGCCCUCGUCGCACCGGGGGACGAAGGGCUACCUGUCGCUUGACGUGAACGUGACGCCGUUGGAGGUGAACCAGUGCGAGGCAAGCAGCGAGCCACCCCCGCGCUCCGAGCUGCGGGCGUUCCACAGUACGCACAAGUGCCACAAUGACACCACGCAGUGCGAGCUCCGGCCGAGCCCCGGCUGGGUGCGAGGCGGCUACGUUUGCCGCUGCCGAGAGGGCUUCUACUCGCCGCACCACGGCGGGGUCUUCAACGGCACACUGGUGGAAGCGGCGUGGCAGGAGCGCGAGCAGAACGUGAGCUCGCUGUACGACGAGCUGUUCCGGUGCUUCCGCUGCGCGCCCGGCUGCGCCACCUGCCGCGACCCUUCGCCCUGCCUGGCACCCUACAACUGGCCCUUCAGGCUGACGCUGUUGUCAUUUUCGGUGCUGUGCGCACUGUGCACCCUGGGCCUGGUCUGUUACGUCUACCAGCACAGAAGGCUCAAGGUGUUCAAGGUGGCGAGCCCCAUUUUCCUGGGCAUCACGCUACUCGGAUGUUCCAUCAUGUAUCUCGAGAUGGCCGCCAUUUUCCCUGUGCUGGAUAUGUACUCCUGCAUCGCUACGAAAUGGAGUCGGCACCUUGGUUUCUGCAUAACGUACACGGCUCUCCUGAUGAAGACUUGGAGGGUAUCGCUAACAUACAGGGUAAAGUCAGCACAUAAGGUGAAGCUGACAGACAAACAAUUGCUCCAGUGGAUGUUUCCCAUUCUGCUAGUUAUGCUCAUCUACUUGGGAACAUGGACUCUGAGUGCUCCACCUACAGCAGAAGAAAUACAUGAUAGCAUAGGCCUUAGGUUUAAGCAAUGCUCCUACAACUGGUGGGAUCACAGUCUAGCUAUAGGUGAAGUGCUUUUCCUGGCAUGGGGUAUAAGAGUCUGCUAUAAUGUUCGCAAUGCGGAAUCACUGUACAAUGAGGCCCGACUCAUCAGCUAUGCCAUUUACAAUAUUGCAAUUGUGAACAUUACUAUGAUUGCAUUCCACUUGUUCAUCUUUCCUCAUGCUGGCCCUGACAUCAAGUACCUGCUAGGUUUCAUCCGAACUCAGCUGAGUACAUCUGUCACAGUGGGGCUUGUAUUUGGUCCUAAGAUUGUGCGUGUGCUACGUGGUCAAGGUGAUCAAUGGGACAACCGUGCACGUGCACGGGGAGUAACAGCAUCUUUCUCUCUUAAUGGUAUUGGAUUGAUGCCGGAAGAGACUCCAGAUCUGUACCAGGAAAAUGAGGAACUGAAGGAAGAGAUUCAGAAGCUGGCUGCUCAGAUUGAAUUUAUGAAGAUCGUUCAUAUGGAGAUGAACAACAGGCACUUAAAGCCUAAACCUGGUGGCUACUUCAAUGCUGCCAGUACAGCAGUGACUUUGCAGAGUCCAUUGGGAAAAACAUCUGGAUUUGUUGUGGGCAAGAGCUCUGGAGCUGAGGAAAGCUGCAUUGUUUCAGCUACUGAUGGUGCUAGUGAACGUGUCUGACUAGUAGUCAAUAGUGAAGAAGUGUGGUUGUGACAGGAAACCAUUUAUGGACAUAUUCUCUUGCUACCCAUUUCAUCUUUGCUGUGGAAAUCCCUUGUUUGCAAAUGUGGCUGUGGAAUGUUUUCUGACCUUCAUUCUGCUGCAUCCCCUGCUGUGAAGUAUAGCAUGCUGACAGUUUUUUAAUUUUGCAAAAAAGUAUGACUUUUUCUUUUUCUCUCCCAGUGUGCAAAACUAUACCUCAAGCUUUUUGUUUAUUUAUUUUGUUCAUUUAUGUAUGCUGAUGCAAAGUGAAAGCUGUAAUGUCAAGUGAUUGUACCUUAGAACUACAAAUCUUCUACACCUUUUACUGUCACUUCUUACUGCAAUAAAUAGUGCUAAGACCGGAUGUACAUCUAUCACAUCAGAAAACAUGAAAUUGACAUUCCCUUUUUUUUUCAUUCUGUUUGUGAUCUGUAACAUAUUUUUCCUGAUGGUGAAUUACACCACUGAGAUGAAACAUUAUCUAAUCUUCUUUGCAAUAAACAUCAAACACUUUUUUGUUCAAAAGACACCACAGUACUUGUUUUUGAUAAAUCCUUGAGUGUUAUAUUUUUCUUUGGGUGCACCACAUUACAUUUUAAUUUGUUUAGUGUUAAAUUUGUAGCUUUAGGAAACCAUAGCAUUUUGAUAAUGACAGAAUGGCAGCAUGUCGAACAGAAUUGGAAAGUGCAUAAAUUCCUUAAUAAUUUUAAUAAUUUUGAUUUCAAGUGAACAUGGAGAGUUUUAUAAUGUCAUUAUAAUAGUGUAAUUAUUUAUUUUAUUAAUUAUUUGAUACACCUUUCCACAUAAACUUUUAUUAUUAACACUGCAAAAACUAGUUAUGGACAUGGAUACUGGUGAAAACUAUGCUCCACUACAGGACUUAAUAAAUAUUACAGGGAUGAAUUCCAUUCCACAGACUUCGAAAAGGUCAGAAAUACCAUUUAAAGUUUCAUUUUUGUCUCAAAAAUCUGAGUCCAUGUGCAUCAGUUCAGAAAAUGGUUUCCAGUAAAAUGUUAAGUGUUUCUAACAACCACAAUUCUUUACUAUUGGCAUAUGUAUUUGAAGAAUGUGUGUCAGUGUACAAUAACUUUAAAUAAAUUUUAUGUAAUCUUCCUUAGAAAUUAAUAUUCUACAUAAAGAAAACAUUGAUUAUUUAAUGAGUUAAUGUUCUAUAAAAAAGACUGUGCUUUGAGUGAAUACUUAAAAAAAUACUUGUGCUGGUAGUAACCCUGAAAAAAAUUAUUUUAUGUACCAGUUUCAUUAUUAAAAGGAUAAAACUAUAGGGUUUGAUGGCUGUUUUACUUGCAGAUUGGGACCAACAGCAAAUGUGAAUAUUUGAUACCUUAUGUUUAUAUUUUUAAGUUCAUUGUAAACCACUGCAUGAGCAUGAUUUAUACACCACACAAGUGUUUUACCCCCUUUACAGGUAAUUUGUUUGGGGAACUCACAUGUCUGAUGUUUGUAUUCUUAAAUCAUAAAAAUAUGAAACAUUUAAAUAAAAACACAGUUUUGUUUACAACAGCAGGACUCUUUCAGGGGACUAAUGCAUCACAUUUUGUGCUACUAACAGUGUUUCUCUAUGAUGUCUCAAAGAAACACUGAAAAGUCCAUUUCAAUACUUUAACUUCUGUAGUUAAGCCUGUGAAUCGCAAAGCAAAUGUUGUGUGCUUUAGUUACUGAAAAAGAACUAGUGACUGUGUCAUGACUAACUUCAUUAACCAGUACUAAGUGAAGAACUAUGAUCAUCCCACUAUAUCUCUUUCAGACAUGUUAUCUAAUGGUUUAGGGCAGAAUCAGCCGUUCAUAUUAGUAAAUUAAGUUUCAUUAUUUUUGUUUUUGACACAAAUGUCAACACUCAUGUUAAAACCUGCAUUAAGGAUUGCUAUCAUAUUGGGCAAUGCAUAAACAAGUAUUACUAGAAUUCCUAGAAUUGGUUAAAUUGUGGUGACAGAUUGACUGAUUUUUAUUUUCUCCCAUUUGACAACAUUUUGUAAAAGGUGUGUGCUUGUAAUAUAGGACAAGUCAGAUAAUAAUAUGUUUCAAGUAUUCAGCUUAUGUUUGCCUUUGAGAUCGAUUAACUUUAUUUUAUUGGGAUCUUUAAUGCGGCUACAAAUAUAGUUUAUUGAUGGUUCUGCAACUGACUAUCAGGUUCCGUCACAUUUAUUAUAUAGGUAGCUGUCAAAAAUUUGUUGGUCUUGAAUACUAAAAGUCUGUUUAAUGGUGAUGUGACAUGAGUUUCCAAUUAUAAAAUUAAUUUUUGACUUUGUAAUAUGUUUUAAUUUACUGGUGUACAGAAGAAAAUUAUAAAUAUUUCUAUGUGUUUCCAAAUAAAUAUGAAUACAUGCUUUAUUUAUAGCUUUAUCAAUUAAUAACAUGAAAUUCUUCUCAGGAAUGUUCAACUUUUAAUUUUAGGUAGUAUGAAAGAUACUGUGAGGCAGCUGACAUAUCAACAGUUUAACAAAAGGAAAAUUCACUCAAAAAAUCUAUAGAAUUAUGACUGAAUUGCUGAUUGUCUGUAACUUCAGGAAGUUAAAUUUUAGUACUGCUGAUACACGCAUGUGAAAGUUCAUACACAGUCCCAAAAUUUUGAACAAAUAGUUCUUUCCACGCAAAGGAAAGAGGGAUAUGUGGGGGAAGAUUGGAAAGGAAGUCCAGGUCUCUCAGACUCCAGGGUGAAAGGGACCCAUCUUUGUCUCUAUUGAUAGUGAUGUCUCAGUGACAUUGCCUUCAUUUUUAACUAUUGACUUCAUUUUAACCUAUCACCACCCUUAUCUCCUUCUUCUGCAAGGAAGGAACAUUAGUACAAAACAGUAGGAUAGUGUACACUUUUCUCACUACCUGUGCCACUACUGAAAUUUCAGCUCCUGAAGUUAUGUAAUGGCCAGCAGUCCUGUCUGAUAAUUUUAUGACAUAUCAACAUUUAAAUGCAUAAGUUGAUGCACUUGUGUGCUCCAUAUGUAAAACCAGUGGAGUUAUGUUGACUUUAGGAAAAUGGUAAUACUUGCCCAAUUCAACUUUAGUAAUUGUAAGUAUCAGUAAAAAAGAAAAAAACCUGUAAUCAUGUCAAGAGCUUUGGACAACCAGAUGUUUCUUUCCUCUGGGUAAAGAGACCUUUACACUUCUUAAAACCUCUAAGACUGGUAUACAUGACAUGGGAGUGCAGAGAACAUUAAUAGUGACAAAAUAGUAAACAAAUAUUUCUUUUAAAUAACAAUACAAAAAUAGCCAUCAUUAUAUUUAUAUGACAGUGGAAAGCCCCAUGUGGAAGUAUUGAGCAGCGAACAGGCACAUGAAAAGGUAUAGAUUAUUGUACCUAACCUGUAAUUCCAUAGUGACAUUGAAAUCUGUGAUCCAACUUUGACUGAAUGUAUGACAGGUUACAGUGAAACACUUUAGAAUUCCUACAGAAAAAUUGUUAGAAUGUAUUGUACAAAACAGCUUAAAAUCUACACCAGAAGAUGUAAAAAAUGUGCAGUUUUCAGACUUCAAGUGUUGUAUAAAUGUAGGAUCUUUAAUCAAAACAUGCUGCCAAAUAAAAUGUGUUUCAGUCAGGGUAUUUUUAAUGAGUGAUUGUCUUUUCUGCUACACAAUCUAUGGGAGUGCUUGUUGUCAUUUUAUAAAACAUAAAAAUUUACUUUUGCCUCCUAUCUAAGACUAUAAUCAUAGGUGAUCUGGUGUUAAUAUUUUGUAUUUUUCACCGUAUUUGUAUUAAAGAUGAUGUUUCAAGUUGCAUGCCAGUUAACCUAAAAACUGUAGUUUCAGGGAAUAAUAAGAUUUGAAAAUUUAUUAAAAAUUUUAAAUGAAGAAACUCUGAUACUGAAGACUCCCAAAGGUUCCUUCACCACUCUGAGGAAUAAGUGUAGAGUGCAAUAAGGAACCUAACCUAACUUUAUACUUUUCUUAAACCAUGGAAAACAUGAAAUGUAAUAAUAACAGUUGUGUACUUAUGAAUGUGUGUGUGUCUGCAGAAAAACUCAGUCUGUUAGCUUAGUCUAAUCUCAGUUGUCCUGUCUGCUGCUCAAUGCCAGCUCUACAUGAGAAACAGUUACACUGUUCUUACAUUUUUGAACUUGUAUCAGCCUAGAUUGAAAAGUAAGUUGUUACUGCAUUAAUGAAAUGACACAAAUUUCUGAGAAGAAGUUCAUUUUUGUAACAAUUAAUUACUAAGUUGAGGUUUUUUUGUGAAGAAAGCUUAAACAAAGGAUAUACAACUCUAUCACUUGUUUUACCCAUUCUUGAACCCAUUCUUCCCUCAUACAUUACUGAGACAGAUGGCUAAUGAAAUAAAAUGGUUGGUCCUAUAUACAUCAUGAAAUUUACAUAGCUGUGUGACUGCUGUUACUGUAUGUGUUGACAAGAAUGUUUAUUUAUUCCACUCCCUUUCAUAAAUAAAUGUACAAAAAUACCUGUAUGUAUCUUACAUUAUUUCUUGAACAAGUUAGCUCUCACUGAUACAUAUAGUUUCAUAAGUAUUAUCUGUACAGUUCUUGUGGUGUGGCACUUCAAAUUUGGUAGCGUAACUUUUUUAUUAAUAAAUGUCUGUACAGGAAAGCUUACCUAUUUUUAUGCAGUAACACCUAACCAUGUAUAUAGAAAACAGAGACGUGCCACUAUGUGAUUGUAAAGAUAGAUUGGCAUAAGGGAAUUAUGUCUUCAUAAUGAGUUUGCUCAUGUGUCAUUUGAUUUAUCUCAUGUGAAAAUAGCAUUUAUGUGUACACUGAUGCCUGAUGAGUAAAUUUCACAUUUUAAUUUA